Molecule: messenger RNA, 1189 nt
Organism: Antrostomus carolinensis (chuck-will's-widow)
Lineage: Eukaryota; Metazoa; Chordata; Aves; Caprimulgiformes; Caprimulgidae
Gene: SMTNL2
Product: smoothelin like 2
Exons: 9
Coding region: 1-1098 (365 amino acids)
Molecular function (GO): protein binding
Source: RefSeq, a predicted model, not a curated record
AUGCAUGGGGUUUCUGAGGACAAGUAUGUAAAGAUUGAUACGUGUCCUGCGUUGCCAGUGCUCAGUUUGCAGAGUGUAGACCUGGAUGACCACCACAAACCUGAGUUUAGAAGAGUUUUUAGUUCUUCUGUGGUUGAAAAUGGGCAUCAGUCUUCAUCAGGUCAAGUAAAAGUCUCCCAUGAACUGACCUCUUUUCACACAUCAGACUCUUCCCCUGAAGCCCAUGCCCCUGCAGUCACCUUACAGAUGCCCCACCUUCCCGUUACUGCAGUAACCAGGAUAUCAGAGAAGUUUUCAGGAGAGACCAUCUGUUCAACAGGAACAACUAAUGCGUCUGCUGGCUUGCUGGGACAGAGCAAGAGCAAAAAUGCAAUGACAGUGAAAACUUCUGAUCAGUCAGUGAAGGCCUGGAAUUCAAGUACAGUGAGAACAAUGGGUUCAUGUGCCACUGGAGAGAAUACAACUUCUGUCACUAAGUCUGUCUCAACUGUGAGCUAUGGGACAAGUAGUGGAACCAAAACUGGUGAAAGUGCCACUGACAGUUACUGUGAUGUGACCCCCAGCUCUUACUCCUCUCCUCCCACUGUACAUCGCCGAGUUGAAAGGAGGCGAGAACUGGUGCGGUCUCAGACGCUCCCACGGACUACAGGAGCACAGGCCAGGAAAGCACUUUUCGAGAAAUUUGAACAUGAUGGUGGAAAAGGAAAAGGAGAAUCCAGAGCUAAGCUGAAGAGGUCGCAGAGUUUUGGGGUUGCCAGUGCUAGCAGCAUUAAACAAAUUCUGCUAGACUGGUGUCGCUCAAAAACCAUAGGAUACAAGCACAUUGAUCUCCAGAACUUCUCCUCAAGCUGGAAUGAUGGGAUGGCAUUCUGUGCUCUUGUGCAUUCUUUCUUUCCUGAAGCUUUUGAUUAUAAUAAGCUUGACCCAACUAAUCGCAAGCAGAACUUUGAGCUGGCCUUCACCAUGGCUGAGAAAAUGGCUCACUGUGAUCGUCUGAUAGAAGUGGAUGAUAUGAUGGUGAUGGGUCUCAAGCCAGAUCCCAUGUGUGUCUUCACCUAUGUUCAGUCUCUAUACAAUCAUCUACGACACUUUGAAUAAAACCAUCAACACCUCUCCAGCCAGAAGGGUCAAGUACAGCAUGCUAAUGGAAAGUGACAUUUUGCAAAUGGAACACAGCGUUAUUUCUUGC